AUGGCUCACCUGGGCGCGCACCUGGCCUUCCGGGCCCGCUGGCAGAAGACCGACCUUGACCUCUGCCGGCACAGCAUGUCCUUCAUCCUGCACAGGGCCAUCCGCAACGACUUCUUCCAGAGCUACCUCCACCUGCUGGAGAAGCUGCCGCUGGUGAAGCUGUAUGCGUUAACCAGCCACGUCAUCAACGGCGAGAUGCAGUUCUAUGCAAGAGCAAAACUUUUCUACCAAGAAGUCCCGGCCACGGAAGCGGGGAUGAUGGGGAAUUUCAUCGAACUGUCCAACCCAGACAUCCAAGCCUCGCGGAAGUUUCUGGGGAAAUUCGUUGGGGGCCCUGGCCAGGCAGGGACGGGCUGUGCGCUGGACUGCGGCUCGGGCAUCGGGCGGGUCAGCAAGCACGUGCUGCUGCCCGUGUUCAGCCGCGUGGAGCUGGUGGACAUGAUGCCGGCCUUCCUGCGGGAGGCCCAGGCCUACCUGGCGCCCGGCCACGGGGUCGAGAACUUCCACUGCCGCAGCCUGCAGGAGUUCGCGCUGCCUGUGGGCCGCUACGACGUCAUCUGGAUCCAGUGGGUUUCCGGGCACCUGACGGACAAAGACCUCCUGGCCUUCCUCUCCCGCUGCCGCGGCAGCCUCCGCGAGCACGGGCUGGUCGUCCUCAAGGACAACGUGGCCCGCGAGGGCUGCGCACUGGACCUGGCCGACAGCAGUGUCACGCGGGACAUGGACACGCUCCGGAGCCUCAUCGCCCAGAGCGGGCUGGCUGUGCUGGGCCAGGAGAGGCAGGACGGCUUCCCCGAGCACUGCCUGCCCGUGUGGAUGUUCGCCCUGUGCAGGGACCCCCCGAGACACGCGUGA
Molecule: messenger RNA, 855 nt
Organism: Sorex araneus (European shrew)
Lineage: Eukaryota; Metazoa; Chordata; Mammalia; Eulipotyphla; Soricidae
Gene: NTMT2
Product: N-terminal Xaa-Pro-Lys N-methyltransferase 2
Exons: 4
Coding region: 1-855 (284 amino acids)
Biological process (GO): N-terminal protein amino acid methylation
Cellular component (GO): cytoplasm
Molecular function (GO): N-terminal protein N-methyltransferase activity
Source: RefSeq, a predicted model, not a curated record